ACAAGUCGUGCCUUAGAGACUAUUCUCUUCUUCUGCUUCGCUAGAAACAACGUUCGUCUCGUCUCUGCGAUCUGAAACGUCGAAGGUGAAAGAUGGGUUUGGUGGGAGAAACCGUAGACUCAAUUAAAUCUAUUCAGAUUCGUCAGCUUCUCACUCAGGCCAUCAGACUUGGGAUGAUUGUCACGUCUGCUUUGAUCAUAUGGAAAGCUUUGAUUUGUGUCACUGGAAGUGAUUCCCUUGUCGUGGUUGUUCUCUCCGAAAGCAUGGAACCUGGUUUUCAGAGGGGUGAUAUAUUGUUCUUGCACAUGAGUAAGGACCCCAUUCGAGCUGGCGAGAUUGUUGUUUUCAAUAUUGAUGGUCGUGAUAUUCCAAUUGUCCAUCGUGUCAUUAUGGUUCACGAAAGGGAAAAUACUGGAGAAGUCGAUGUUUUGACAAAAGGUGACAAUAACCCUGAAGAUGAUAGACUUCUCUAUGCUAAAGGUCAGCUUUGGCUUAAUCGACAUCAUAUAAUGGGUCGUGCUGUCGGCUUCUUGCCUUAUGUUGGAUGGGUGACUAUAAUCAUGACAGAAAAACCUAUCAUCAAGUAUAUUCUCAUAGGUACAUUGGGUUUACUCGUUAUAUCGUCCAAAGAUUGAUUUGAGUCUUUUUUGAAAAGGAAUGGACUCUGCAUGCAAGCCCUUUGGUUUAUCAUAAUCUAGUUGUUGAUUUGAGUCUUUGUUGUUUCAAUGGAGAAUAAAACAAGUUAAAAGGUCAUUUUGUGGUCUAGACCAGUUAAAAAUAGUACAAUCAGAAAGCUAAGUUUUAAUCA
This is a messenger RNA of Brassica oleracea var. oleracea, 808 nucleotides long. RefSeq names its product signal peptidase complex catalytic subunit SEC11C-like. Gene Ontology annotation, cellular component: membrane; signal peptidase complex. The transcript is spliced from 8 exons. Bases 93 to 635 code for a protein of 180 amino acids. Gene Ontology annotation, molecular function: serine-type endopeptidase activity. NCBI's taxonomy places the organism in Eukaryota, Viridiplantae, Streptophyta, Magnoliopsida, Brassicales, Brassicaceae. The record is from RefSeq and is a predicted model, not a curated record.